ACUAGGGCCGUCGUUUCAUUUAUUUCUCUUCCCAUAUUAUUAUUUAGAGGAUGAUUGAAAUUAGGCUUGGCUAGGCGAGGCUUGUCUCUUGCAUAUGCAUAAACCGUUUCUCAAUCACUACACAUUUUUGUGGUCACAUGGUAUUUAGGCCUUUUUUUCUGCAUACAUGACGUCACGUUUGGCACAUCUCACCCUCUGGUCAUUGGCGAUACACUUCUUGCAUGUCUGCAAAGUCUUCAGAUACCCAAGGUCAAAUAGAGGGCAAACUAACAGAACCUGAUG
Messenger RNA from Acanthoscelides obtectus, 282 nucleotides. The record is from the annotation of a GenBank genome assembly. Lineage: Eukaryota; Metazoa; Arthropoda; Insecta; Coleoptera; Chrysomelidae.